Messenger RNA from Mobula hypostoma (lesser devil ray), 4973 nucleotides. RefSeq names its product histone deacetylase 6 (gene hdac6). Gene Ontology annotation, cellular component: histone deacetylase complex. The record is from RefSeq and is a predicted model, not a curated record. Gene Ontology annotation, biological process: negative regulation of transcription by RNA polymerase II. The transcript has 35 exons. Bases 258 to 3809 code for a protein of 1183 amino acids. NCBI's taxonomy places the organism in Eukaryota, Metazoa, Chordata, Chondrichthyes, Myliobatiformes, Myliobatidae. Gene Ontology annotation, molecular function: zinc ion binding; histone deacetylase activity; transcription factor binding.
GGCGCUGCUGUGGGAGGACCGUGUUGAGUCUUACUGCCGCUCAAACCUUCCGCGCUGAUGUUCGCUCCCUGUUUUGUCUGAAGCACCAGCUCCAUCCCGCUCCCCUCCCCGUUUAUUCUUUAAUCUCAGUCCCUGGGCUGCAGCUUGCCGACCGACCGCCGCGCUGCAGCCACCUGGAGGACCGUGGCGCUGCGGCGCCGGGCCAGCGGAAGACCGAGCCGCUCGCUGACAGCGGUAGGGCAGGACGGAGUGAGACCAUGGAGAUGCUACCAGACCAUGCGAGACAGAGAGUGGGGGCCACAGCGAUGACCCAGAGGUCUGCUAUAUCCAGCAGUGGCACGAAGUCCGAGAAGAAAGGCAAGAAGCAGGUGGUGAAGAAACAGGUGAAGAUGACACAGGACCUGGAGGAGGAACAGAUCAUCUCACAGCUCACCAACCUGCACCUUGAGGAAGACCAUGUUGUUUAUGGAACUGCCCUCACCUAUGAUGAUCGACUGACAGAGCCACAAUGUCUGUGGGACAGUCAAUUUCCAGAACGGCCAGAGAGGGUGACGGCUGUGAUGCAAAAGAUCCAAGAAUAUGGACUCCAGGAACGAUGUAAAGCCAUCGCGGGCCGACUGGCAACCAGAGAAGACCUUUUAUUGGUCCACAGCUCGGACUACAUCGAGCAGAUAAAGUCGACGGAGAAUAUGAGUGAGAAUGAGCUGAGGUCCCUGGCUAGCACCUACCACAAGGUCUUUCUCCACGAGAAGACGUACUCUGCUAGCUGCCUGGCUGUGGGCUGUGUGCUACAGGUAGUGGAUCAGGUGAUGGAGAGACAGGUCAGGAAUGGGAUGGCAGUCGUCAGACCUCCUGGACACAACGCUCUCAGCAACGCCGCCAACGGCUACAGCAUCUUCAACAACCUUGCGAUCGCAGCCAAGUACGCCCAGAAAAAGCAUAGAGCGGAACGGGUGCUAAUUGUGGACUGGGACAUUCACCACGGUCAGGGAACACAAUACGUCUUCGAGGACGACCCCAGUGUGCUGUACUUCUCCAUUCACCGGUAUGAACACGGCGACUUCUGGCCCCACCUGCCCGAGUCGGACUGCACCACCGUCGGGGGAGGCUUUGGCCGGGGCUACAACGUCAACGUGCCCUGGAACAAGACGGGCAUGUCAGAUGCAGAUUACAUCGCGGCCUUCCACAACAUCCUGAUCCCGAUCGCGCACGAGUUCCGACCUCACCUUGUCCUAGUGGCUGCUGGGUUCAAUAGCACCAUUGGAGACUCCCAGGGGAAUAUGCUGGUGUCCCCAGCCUGUUUCGCCCACCUCACUCACAUGCUGAUGCCUCUGGCCACCGGCAAACUGAUCCUGUCCCUGGAGGGAGGCUACAACCUACGCGCCACGGCAGAAUCCGCCUGCGCCUGCCUGAAGAUUUUACUCGGUGACCCCUGCCCCCAACUGGAAGUACCCUACUUGCCCAGGCAGAGUGCCCUGGAGUCAAUAUCCUCCGUCAUUGCUGCUCACCGCAAGUACUGGAAGUGCCUUACGAACCCAGAGACGGGCAUAAUCCGCGACACCAUCCAUGCCCACCCCAGGCAGAAAGUGGCCACCAACGUAGAGGACACACUGGACCACGUCAUGCAGGAGGUGAUGAGACCCCUUGCCCCACAUCGGACCGGGCUGGUGUACGAUGAAGCCAUGAAGGAGCAUUACAACAUGUGGGACCCAGAUCACCCUGAAGACCCACAGCGAAUCUCCCAAAUAUUCGCUCGUCACCAGGAGCUGCAUCUGGUGGAAAGGUGUCUGUCCAUUCCUGCCAAGCUGGCCUCCGAAGCUGACCUGGACCUGUGUCACGACCGGAAGUACAUUAAUGUCCUGAAGACCUCGGAGAGCUCCAAGCCUCGCGACCUGCACCGCCUGUCGUCGGAGUACAACUCCAUCUACAUCUGCACCCGGACCUUCGACAGUGCCCUGAUGGCCGUGGGCUCCACCUUCGGCGUGGUGGAGGCUGUGCUGGAGGGGAAGGUCUCGAACGGGGUGGCAAUCGUUCGCCCUCCAGGCCAUCAUGCGGAGAGUGACCGCGCCUAUGGCUUCUGCUUCUUCAACAAUGUGGCGCUGGCUGCCCGUCACGCACAGAAGCUGGCCAGGAAAGACCUGAGGAUACUGAUUCUGGACUGGGAUAUUCACCAUGGUAACGGGACGCAGCACAUGUUUGAGGAUGAUCCCAGCGUCCUGUACAUCUCACUGCACCGCUACGACCACGGCAUGUUCUUCCCCAACUCGGAGGACGCCAACUACGACAUGGUGGGCAAGGCCAGCGGCGAGGGCUUCACUGUCAAUAUUCCCUGGAACGAGAAAAGGAUAGGGGACUCGGAGUACAUGGCCGCCUUCCAGCGCAUCGUCAUGCCCAUCUGUUACCAGUUUCAGCCGGAGCUGGUGCUAGUCUCAGCCGGAUUUGAUGCUGCCCGUGGAGACCCUCUGGGGGGGUGUCAGGUCACCCCCGAGUGCUACGCUCACAUGACCCAUAUGCUGCUGUCGCUGGCUGGCGGCAAGGUGGUGGUGGUGCUGGAGGGUGGCUACAACUUGACCUCAAUCGCAGAAUCCAUGUCCAUGUGUACGAGGACGCUGCUGGGUGACACGCCGCCCUAUCUCGAGCCACUCGACACGCCCCUCGCCAGUGCCCUCGAGACCAUCAGCAACGUGAUCCAUACCCAUCGGAACUACUGGUCGUGUCUCUGUGUACAGAUUGCUGAACUGGAACCUCCGAACCAGCCCACAAUCAGCCGAGUAGUCCCCUUAUGGGGACAAGAACAAUCGCAGGUGGAGCUACAUGGUAAUGCUUCGGUCAGAAGAGGGUCAUUAUGGGCUCAGACAGAGAGCAGCUCUCACGUGGAGCCACACAGUAUUGCUAUAGUCAGAAGAGGGUCAUUAUGGGCUUCGACAGACAGCAACUCUCAGGCGGCUGAGAUCAGGGAAGAAUUGAAAGAAAGCGGGCAGAUGGAUUCCACCCAAGAGCCCGAACAGGACCCCAAGAUUCAGCAAAAGAAGCACCGUUCCCCGUGGUCUCAAAUACAACUUCCUGCACAUCUCUCGAGCCUGGAAACCGAGGAGCAGCCCUUGCACGCCAAGCACUUUCCGCUGUGGCCCCAAUUGCCCAGCUUGGACAUGACCAAGGAGUCGUUGCUGCAGAGCCAGCGGAAGGAGCGGCACUCCUUGCCCUCCUACACCUCCUGGGAGUACCCGAGGAGUCCUGAGGAGCAGCCAGCCUCGCAGGGGGCCCGCCGGAAGAACCUCGUUGAUCUGGACGCUGAAGCAACUGCAAAUCAGGUCCGCCAGCAGACGGAGGCAUCCAUCUCAGAUCAGCAAGACACGGACCUCUCGUCCAACUCUUCCAAGGGUCAGUCCGAGAGUGAGGAUGAAGCGGAGAGAUGGAAGGGCCGCUGUCCCGUUCCUCCUGUGCCACUGUACAAGCUGACCACGGAGCCGGGGACAGUCUACGCGGUGACGCCGCUGACCAGCUGCCCUCAGCUAAAGGCCGUUCAGCCGGUGCCGGACAGUGGCCUGGACGUGUGGCAACCCUGUCAGGAGUGCAGAGCCGAGGGGGAGAACUGGGUCUGCCUCAGCUGCUAUCAGGUGUACUGCGGGCGCUACGUGAAUGCGCACAUGGAGAGUCACUGGCGCGAGAGCGGACACCCGUUUGUGCUGAGUUACGCUGACCUGUCGGCCUGGUGCUACGACUGUGACGCCUACGUCCACCAUGAGGUGCUGCUGCCAGUCAAGGAGGAGGCACAUCGCAUGAAGUUUGGGCAGGGGAUGGCCGGCUAACAGGAGGGUGGUGGCCGCUGUGUGGCUGGGGGAGGGGCAGUGGUCUCCAGAGCAGCACCCCCCCCCCCCCGACCCACUGCACAGCAGCGGGACACGGGCGCAGGCUGGCUGACAUUGACAGGUGUCCAUCUCCUGGAGCUGCCUGCCCAGUAUCCCAGAGCCCAGAGGCAUUCUGCCGAGGAACAGCACUGUUCCAGAGUUUCUCCUCCGUCGUUAUAUCCAGCAGGAUAUUAGCACAUUCUCAGUUUUCUGAUAUACACACACCCAAACUCACUCACACUGUCUUUCUUUCUUUCUUUCUCUUUUUCUCUUUCCCUCUCCCUCCUUCCCUCUCUCUCUCUUUCUCUCUCAUUCCUUCUCUGUUUAUGUCUGUCUCUCUCUCCUUCUCCACCUCUGCCUCUAUCUCUUUAUCUGUCUCUCAUACCCACAUCACCUAGCAGAAACACAUAAUGCUCACAAUGACACACACACACACACACACACACACACACACACACACACACACACGGAAUGGCCCGCCCUCCCCUUCACACACCAGAAUCCCCGACCACCCCCCCCCCGCCCCAGCCUAGGGUCUCCAUUUUCUUUUUAUGCUGAUUCCCUGUUACCGUGUAACACCUUUUAUUUGUAGAAACAUUGAUUAAAACUGUUGGUGUUUUGAUGAACAUUGGAAACUCUGCAAUUCUGCUGUGCCGUACAGUUGGAAUCUUCAGUCCGUGACCACUGCCCUCUGGGAUCUCUGUUGUACACUUCACCCUCUCGGGCCACUCCACCGUCAAGUCGGAGUCAGACAGCGUGUAAACAGGCCUUUUGGCCCAACCUUUCAGUGCUGACCAUCGAAGCCCGCAUUUGGCCAGUAUCCCUCCAAACCAGCGGUUCCCAGCCAUUGACCCUUUGUUUAAUGGUGUUGGUCCGUGGCAUAAAAAAAGUUUGGGAACCCCUCUUCUACCCCUUUUCUGCUCAAGAACCCGUUCAAGUUGGACUUUAUUAUGAUAUACAUUUGUACAUCCAAACAAAACAAUGUUCCUCCAGACCACAGUGCCCCCACAACACAUAUAUCACACACAGCACAUAAAACAAAAUUAUUACCCUAAAUAAGUGAAUAAAAUAUAAUUCAGAAUGCAUGUGAAGUACAAUAAACAGUGAACAGCUCGCUGUUCCAGU